Messenger RNA from Didymodactylos carnosus, 462 nucleotides. The record is from the annotation of a GenBank genome assembly. Lineage: Eukaryota; Metazoa; Rotifera; Eurotatoria; Philodinida; Philodinidae.
AUGUUAAAAAAAUUUAAAAAUUAUUUGUCUUACAAUAAAAAAAAAUGUCUCAGUAUUCAAGCGAAUGGACUAGCAUUAAUUAUAUUUAAAAUUAUGUUAUUUUUUCGUCGUCGUGAUACAAAUCAAUCACAUUCACAAUUAUCCGAUAAUGAACGAUGUGUUCAUGCUUCAUUAUUUUUUGCAUUUAUAUUUCUUACAAUAACUAUCGUUUUAUUCUAUUUUGCUGGUAAUAAUAAAAAUUCAAAUGAACGAACAUUUUACUUUAUUGGUGCCGGUGUUAGUCUAUUAAUAUUACUAUUUUUAGUUGUAUGUGCGAUUAUUUAUAUUCGACGUUUAUGUUAUCAAUCACCAUCAAUACAUCGACAUACAGCAACUGCCUACAAAGUUAGCACAGAACAUAUUGGUGAUGUUCCACCAUCACAUACCAAUUCAAGACCAAUUCAUUUAUAUAAUAAAAGAUAA